CUUUCCUCCCGUCAGAGGAAGACGGCGAUAUUUUGGGAUUUCUCCUGCCGGCAGUCCAUGGCAGCUUCAGGAGCCGAGAGUCCCGCGUCCUGCCUCUCGGACUCAAAUAGGCAUCGGGCCACCCUCGCCAGAACCUCGUGGUGGAGACGCCCCCAAACGACCGGGAUCGCAAUCCUCUCGUCCAUUUUGCUCGAAGGAAAAUAGCGAACAAUAGGGCUUUCCUUACCUAAUCCCUCCUUGGUCUGCCCCCCACUCGACGCUCACACGGACUCGGCCGUCCGAUUGUCCGCCGGCUCCAUAUAAACUUCUUGACUACCUGCAUCGCGGCCUCUCCUCCUGUCCGCGUCCUUGUCCGGCUCCAGCCACGUGGAAUGGACCUCCUUUGAUGAUGGUUCUAUCAGCCUCAAAUUCGCCUGUUUCGUCCGCUCCGGCUCUGGUCAAGACCUGCGAGACCUGCGUGCGUGCGAAGAUUCGCUGUCUGCGAACCCCCGGUUCUCCGGUGUGCGACCGAUGUCGUCGAUUGAACAAGGACUGCUUCUUCCGUCCUGCCCGCUCCCGUUAUAACCCUGCGAAAAGGGAAACACGCAUCGAGGCCCUCGAAGGCAAAGUCAACCAGCUUCUGGGCCAAAUCCACAAUGAAUCACAGGCCGGAUCGAGUCCCAGCGCGGACGGUGACACCACACCGAGGGGCGAGAGCGGACCGAGUGCCCGAACGUCGCAGGAUGUGAUUUCCCGAGGAAUCGUCACCUUCGACCAUGCCAGUUCCCUCCUGGACGGCUUCCGUCGCACCAUGAUGCCGCAUUUUCCCUUCGUUAUCAUCCCGGAGAAAACGACGCUGCAGGAACUGCGCGAAGAGAAACCUUUCUUACUGCUGGCGGUUCUGACGGUUUCCCUGUACCAGAACCUGUCGCUGCGACGGGUUUUCAUGGAAGAGUUUCGGUCCGCGGCAAGAGAACGGAUGCUCUUCGGAAUGAUCGAGUCGCCAUUUGAGGUUCUGCAGGGCUUGCUUGUUAGUCUUGGAUGGUCCCAGUACAUAUACCAACCGCGCCAGUUCACAACCUAUUUCCACCUAGCGUUGAGCAUCGUUGUUGACAUGUGGCUCGACCGACCCCCGGAACUCCGAAGCUGCUGCUCUCGUUCCGAGUACGGGCCCAACAAUUUGUCUCCGGCUCACUUGGCGGCGGUUGCGCGCGAUGAAAAGAGAGCUGUGCUCGGAUGUUUCGUGAUCUCGUCAUGCGUUUCGAUAAUAAUGCAGAAACGAUGCACCUUCCCCUGGACGCCUCACAUCGAAAGAUUCGCCAUGGAACUGGCCCAAGAUCCCGAAUACCCAAGUGACGAAUAUACGAUCCAUCUCGUGCGACUUCAGCGUGUUUUCGAGAGAAUCGACGAGGUUUCGAUUAGUCACCCGCCCGGCAUGCAAGGGCGAAUGCCAGAAAUGGAGCGACACAUCUAUGGCUUUCGACAGGAGUUGGAAGAUUUCAAGGGCCAUUUGUCGUGUGCCAGGAUAAACACCCUCAUAAUCAGCAUGCAAUUCCAUACUCUGGAGCUGUACCUGACCCAAGUCAGUCUGUUCGACAAAUUCCACCCCGCUUCAUCCUACAAUUAUCCCUCUCCGUCAACAUCUAAUCCAGACGCGCCGCCAUCUUUCCAUCCGCGACGACAAAGAGAGCCUUCGAUGCUCCCAGGCUCCAUGAACUUUCGAGUGGAUUCACUCUGCCGCGGCCUCGUCGCCGCCGAACGCUACUUCGAUUCCGUAUUGACCUGGCCCGUCGGUGUGGAGCAUAACAUCAGCUACAUGCAGUGGGUGCAGAUCGGGUUCAUUCUCGCAAUUUCCGCCAAGCUGGCGGUAGCAGCGUCAGACCCGUGUUUCUAUCGACAAGAACGGGUUGGACCGUUGUGCGAUGCGCUCAACAUGCCUUUGGUUCUCAACAACUGCAGGCGACGUAUGCAGGCACUGUCUAAUUACACGGUGGACGAGUCGGGCGAGCGAGAUGUAUACUAUCACUACGAUCAAUGGCUGCGCCACAUCCACGAAUGGUUCGACCGGAAUUACUGUCUGCCGCAGCCAGACGGUCUGCCUUCGGCUCCUCCAGCCACGCGAGUCGCUCCUCCUCCCCCUCCCCCUGCUCCGAGCGCUCCUCCUGCCCCGAGUGUCCCGAGCGCCGGGGUCGCGCCUGGGCCUGUUCAGAUGCCACCGGCCACGAUGCCCGUCACAGCUCCCUACUUUCCUCCACAAUCGCGCGACGGUAGCCAAAGCGGACAGAUGGUGCCAACAGACAAUAACGGGCUGGCAUGGCUGGACACAUUCCAGGAUGCAACCACGGAGGAAAUCAUGAACGGAUGGAUGGCGUUAUCGGCGGUACCACUAUAGAUGGGUUGGUUUUCAUUUGGGGUUCGGGGUUUUGGAAUUAAAAUGCGGUAUAUUUAUGAUGUAAUUAGCUAAGUUUCAGUUGUAUACACAUAUCCAUUUCUUGUGAAUAUCAUACCAAUCAAUCGUUGAACACUUGGG
Molecule: messenger RNA, 2509 nt
Organism: Aspergillus steynii IBT 23096
Lineage: Eukaryota; Fungi; Ascomycota; Eurotiomycetes; Eurotiales; Aspergillaceae
Exons: 6
Coding region: 386-2371 (661 amino acids)
Biological process (GO): regulation of DNA-templated transcription
Cellular component (GO): nucleus
Molecular function (GO): transcription cis-regulatory region binding; DNA-binding transcription factor activity, RNA polymerase II-specific; zinc ion binding
Source: RefSeq, a predicted model, not a curated record